Molecule: messenger RNA, 780 nt
Organism: Oncorhynchus mykiss (rainbow trout)
Lineage: Eukaryota; Metazoa; Chordata; Actinopteri; Salmoniformes; Salmonidae
Source: RefSeq, a predicted model, not a curated record
AUGCCAUGCCACACCCUCUCAUGCCAUGCCACACCCUCUCAUGCCAUGCCACACCCUCUCAUGCCAUGCCACACCCUCUCAUGCCAUGCCACACCCUCUCAUGCCAUGCCACACCCUCUCAUGCCAUGCCACACCCUCUCAUGCCAUGCCACACCCUCUCAUGCCAUGCCACACCCUCUCAUGCCAUGCCACACCCUCUCAUGCCAUGCCACACCCUCUCAUGCCAUGCCACACCCUCUCAUGCCAUGCCACACCCUCUCAUGCCAUGCCACACCCUCUCAUGCCAUGCCACACCCUCUCAUGCCAUGCCACACCCCCACAUGCCAUGCCACACCCUCUCAUGCCAUGCCACACCCUCUCAUGCCAUGCCACACCCUCUCAUGCCAUGCCACACCCCCACAUGCCAUGCCACACCCCCACAUGCCAUGCCACACCCUCUCAUGCCAUGCCACACCCUCUCAUGCCAUGCCACACCCUCUCAUGCCAUGCCACACCCUCUCAUGCCAUGCCACACCCUCUCAUGCCAUGCCACACCCCCACAUGCCAUACCACACCCUCUCAUGCCAUGCCACACCCUCUCAUGCCAUGCCACACCCUCUCAUGCCAUGCCACACCCUCUCAUGCCAUGCCACACCCUCUCAUGCCAUGCCACACCCUCUCAUGCCAUGCCACACCCUCUCAUGCCACGCCACACCCUCUCAUGCUAUGCCACACCCUCUCAUGCCAUGCCACGCCACACCCUCUCAUGCCAUGCCAAAUGCCCACAUGGUGGCCGAUUGA